Boeremia exigua is the source of this 673-nucleotide messenger RNA. RefSeq lists its product as uncharacterized. The transcript has a single exon. NCBI's taxonomy places the organism in Eukaryota, Fungi, Ascomycota, Dothideomycetes, Pleosporales, Didymellaceae. The record is from RefSeq and is a predicted model, not a curated record. The coding region runs from base 98 to 541 and encodes 147 amino acids.
GUUCACCGACGACUUGAACGCAGCCUUCAGACUCUGUGCCGAGGACCGUCUUGAAGAGUGCCAGGAGCAAGCCCUAGGCCUUCUGGAAGAGGACGCUAUGCCAGAGUAUCACCGCAUCAGAACGCUCAUCCUGGUUGGAUCGAUUCUGGGUGACUGGGAAGAAGCAGACAACUGCCGCAGGGAUGCUUGGGCGUUGUACAAAACAGUGCGACGUUGGCAUCCCAAGGGCAAAGACCGAACUGCCGACGGGCACUUGGACGAUUUACGCGCUGAGCUGGAGGACUUGGACGAAGCGCUCGAGUCGGAUGCGCCAGGCUGGGACGAAGAGGUGGACGAAGACGAGGAUGUUCCUGUCAGCAAUGAUGAGGACUUCAUCGAGGACGCCAGAGCGGAGCUGGAGUCCCUAGACAUGGCUGAUACUGCACCAUCUGCCAUUGCUGCCAGCGCAGACGUGGCCGAGCCCGCUACGACGUCCACGGCAGCUGUGGAAUCCGGCACGGUAUAUGUACCCCCAGAGCAGGCUCCCAACAACCCCUUCUAGCAUUUCGGAAGCGCAAAAACAAGUAUCACAAGCUUGACCUGGAGGUGGCUUUGCAAGCUGGGCCUGACAGCAAAAUCGUAGACGCCCGUCUCUUGAGCCGCCGCGGACUCCGUUUGGGAGCGUUUCAUUCGC